CCUAGACAACAUUAGCCCCCACGUGUCCCUCACUUCCCCUCUGCCCAUAUCUUAAUUAAUCUCUACUCAAUUACUACUUGCUUACCUACUUUUACUAAUUGUUGAGGAUGGAGCAAAUGCCUAGAGCGGCGGUGGAUCCCCUGGUGGUGGGCGGCGUCAUCGGAGAUGUGGUCGAUAUGUUCGUUCCCGCGGCCGACUUGUCCCUACACUACGGCACCAAACACCUAUGCAAUGGCAUGGAGAUCAACCCACACUCAGCGGCUCAAAGCCCUCGACUCCUCAUCACCGCCUCCGUUCCCGUUCCCACUCCUAAUUACUAUACUCUUGUAAUGGUUGAUCCUGAUGCUCCUAGUCCAAGCGAACCAACUUUCAGAGAGUGGCUCCACUGGCUAGUGAUAGACAUUCCUGAGGGAUCCGAUGCCAGUGAAGGCAAGGAAGUAAUGGAGUAUAUGGGGCCUCAGCCACCCACCGGCAUUCACCGCUAUGUGUUUGUAGCUUUCAAGCAAAACAGCCUGAUGGAAACGGUGAGAAGGCGGCCAGUGGAGCGCGGUCAAUUUAACACACGCCAGUUUGCAAGUGAGAAUGAUCUCGGCCUUCCAGCAGCCGCUCUGUAUUUCAACUCUCAGAAGCAACCAGCUGGAAACAAGAAACACUAGAGGGGAUCUAAUGUGUGGGUACUUGGCGUUGGCUCUCUCUAUAUGAAUGGAUAGGUUUAUUUCCGGUAUAUGUGUGUUGUUAGAGGUAUAGGUGUGUGAUUUUACAUAUUUAGGUUGCUGUUGCUAAUCCAGUCAUAAGUAAAUCUCUGUCUUGUUUCAUUCUGUUUAUAUGCUAUUUGGACUGUUGGGGGGUGUAUGAUGUAUGUGAGUACGUGUCAAGUCAUCUUUGUGUUGCUGAUCAUUACAGGAGAGUCGUUCUCUUUAUUACCA
Messenger RNA from Sesamum indicum (sesame), 926 nucleotides. Its product is annotated as protein MOTHER of FT and TFL1. Lineage: Eukaryota; Viridiplantae; Streptophyta; Magnoliopsida; Lamiales; Pedaliaceae. The record is from RefSeq and is a predicted model, not a curated record.